AUGGCGUGUAAUCCAAGAAAUCCUAGGCCAGCUACUGUGUUCAAUAACAUCAAGCAACAUAUUAAUGUUUACGGAGACGAUGUUGAAGUGGGCUAUAGAGGUUAUGAAGUUACCGUAGAGAAUUUUGUGAGGUUAUUAACUGGCCGAUUAGCUCCAGAAACACCAAGAUCUAAGAAGCUGUUAACGGAUGAGGGAUCUGGUAUUUUGAUUUAUCUAACUGGCCACGGUGGAAAUGGAAUAUUGAAGUUCCAAGACUCUGAAGAAAUUACUAGUCAAGAGCUUGGUGAUGCUUUGGAGCAAAUGUGGCAAAAGUGGAGAUACCAUGAAAUUUUGUUUAUUGUUGACACUUGCCAAGCAAGUUCAAUGUACGAGAAGUUUUAUUCUCCAAACAUUCUAGCAGUAGCUUCUAGUCUAGUGGGGGAAGAUUCACUUUCUCAUCACUUGGAUCCUGCCAUUGGUGUUUACAUUAUAGAUAGAUAUACAUAUUAUGCAUUAGACUUUUUAGAAAAAGUAGAACCGUCAAGCUCAAAAACUUUGGGAGAAUUUCUCAAAGUAUGUCCUAAGCAUUAUUGUUUAUCAACAGUAGGAGUAAGGAAAGAUUUGUUCAGAAGGGAUCCUAAUAAAGUCCCAGUCACAGAUUUCUUUGGAUCAAUAAUGCCUAUAGAGUUAACUACGAGUAUAAUCAAUGUGUUGCCUGUUAAAAGGAAUAAGACAAAGAUUAUUAAGCCUAAAAGGAAACAUUCUUAUGCCCCUCAGUUUCCUGAUGUAUCACAAUUCACGUGA
Messenger RNA from Megachile rotundata (alfalfa leafcutting bee), 783 nucleotides. Its product is annotated as putative GPI-anchor transamidase. Gene Ontology annotation, cellular component: GPI-anchor transamidase complex. The record is from RefSeq and is a predicted model, not a curated record. Gene Ontology annotation, biological process: proteolysis; attachment of GPI anchor to protein. Gene Ontology annotation, molecular function: GPI-anchor transamidase activity. Lineage: Eukaryota; Metazoa; Arthropoda; Insecta; Hymenoptera; Megachilidae.